CCAAAAUUAUUAUUCCCUUUUAAUCUUAUUGCCAUCUUUCAUUUAUUGUUUUUUGAGUAUAUAACAAGACUAGUAAGAUUAUCUCAUCUCACUUCACCGUAGCCAUAAGAUUAUUAUAAUUAAGAUCCCACAAAGCACAUCACAGAUAAGAGAGAAGGGAUGGGAGUGGUGGUUAUUGACGGCACGACCGUUAGGGAUUUCGUUAACGACGACGCACACUUCAACAAGAGCGUUGAUGAACAAUUCACGGCGCUUGAUACCAACAACGACGGCGUUUUGUCACGCUCGGAGCUCCGCACCGCCUUCGAGUCCAUGAGGCUCAUCGAGACGCACUUCGGCAUCGACGUCGCUACUUCGCCGGAGGAACUCAAGAAACUCUACGAUUCCAUCUUCGAGAGGUUCGAUGGUGAUGGAAGCGGCGACGUCGACAAGAACGAGUUCAGAUCCGAGAUGAAGAAGAUCAUGCUCGCAAUCGCUGACGGUUUGGGAUCUUUUCCGAUCCAGAUGGUUCUCGAAGAUGAUGACAACAGCUUGCUCCAGAAAGCUGCAGAUCUCGAAGCUUCUAAGACCGCCGCUGCUUGAUUUCCGCCGUCAUCGGCGGUGGCGGUGGCGGUGGCUCCGCCUUCCUUCUUUUGUUGCUUAUCUUGGUAUCACGUUGUCGUUUUGUGUUGUUUUCAGUUGUCGUUUUGGUUAUGUGGAAAUAAUGAGUGGCGACUGGUACGGGAAUUGACUUUGUCUUUGUAUAUCGUUUUUUUUUGUUUUGUUUUAUUGGGCCUUUUUUAUAUGUAAGAUGAAUAAUAAAUAAGUGGGCCUAUUAACAUGAAAAUGGGCCUAAUGGGCCUAAUGUGAAUCCAAAGUAGUGAAAAUGUAACUACAAAAAGUAGAAAGAAAAAAGCCUACAAAAACUUGACAUAUACGAGCUCAACCUGUGGACAAAAACAUAGUUACUUCAUUUUA
Arachis ipaensis is the source of this 957-nucleotide messenger RNA. RefSeq names its product Calcium-binding EF-hand family protein. The record is from RefSeq and is a predicted model, not a curated record. Gene Ontology annotation, molecular function: calcium ion binding. NCBI's taxonomy places the organism in Eukaryota, Viridiplantae, Streptophyta, Magnoliopsida, Fabales, Fabaceae.